AUGACCAACCAACAUCAGCAGGAGCAGCAGCAGCAGCCGGGGCAACAGCAGCAACAGCAGGCGAUUGCAAUUACUAUUCGGGACACAUGCACCACGUCUGAGGGCGUUACGGGCGAACGGAAAGUGAAGCUAAUCGUCAAUCGAUCGUCCCCGGUGUCUGCGCCACCAGCCGGUCGAUCGAAUCGUAACCUUACCGAUCUUGUCCCUGCGCCCGUUCCGACCAUGUCCAUACCGUCAUUGCCACAAAGUCUGGACGCUAGUCCCCAUCACCCGCAACAGCAGCAACCGCAGCAGCAACAACCCCAGCAGCAGCAAUCGCACCCAAACCAGCACCAACAACUUCAGUACCAGUACCAACUGCACCAGCAACAGUAUCAGCUACGGCAGCAGCAACAGCAGCAGCACCAACAUGACCUAUUCAUGAUCGUCAGUAUUUGCCUUGGUUCGUUCAUCCUCAUCUUCGCGAUCGUUUACUUCGUAAGGAAAUUCUUUCAGGGUGGUCAAUUUAAGAACAAAGAUAUCCGGCUUGAUGCGAAGGUCGUCAUCAUCACGGGUGCCAAUGCGGGAAUCGGAAAGGAGGCCGCCAUUGAAUGUGCCAAGCGAGGAGCACGUGUUUACAUGGGCUGUCGGGAUCCGGCCCGGAUGGAGAAAGCUCGCCAGGAGAUACUGGACAAAUCUGGCAGCCAGAAUGUGUUCGGGCUCGAGCUGGAUCUCGCAUCGUUCGAGUCAAUCCGCGCCUUUGUCAAGACCUUUCUCAGCAUGGAGCGACGGCUGCACGUGCUGAUCAACAAUGCGGGCGUGAUGGCGUGCCCGAAGUCCUACACCAAGGAGGGCUUCGAGAUGCACUUCGGCACCAACCAUUUGGGGCACUUUCUGCUUACGAACCUGUUGCUGGACGUGCUGAAACGUUCCGCGCCCAGCAGGAUCGUGACGGUUUCUAGUCUCGGUCACAAGUGGGGACGCAUCGACAAGGAUGACAUCAACGCGGAGAAGGACUACGGCGAGUGGGAUGCAUACACGCAGAGCAAGCUGUGCAACAUUCUCUUCUCACGCCAUCUGGCCAAGCGGUUAAGUGGUACCGGUGUCAACACGUACGCGCUACACCCGGGAGCGAUCAAUACCGAGCUAAUGCGACAUCUUAAUCCAUGCCUCAGAACAAUGGCGAAGCCUGUUUUUUGGGUGUUCUUUAAGACGCCCAAAUCCGGCGCCCAGACAACACUGUACUGCGCGAUGGAGCCAACGAUUGCAUCCCAGACGGGUCUGUACUACAGCGACUGUAAGCAGAAGGAACCGGAACCGCACGCGAAGGACGACACAAUGGCGGAAUGGCUUUGGAAUCUGAGCGAAAGGUUGACCGGCCUCUCCCAAUGA
This is a messenger RNA of Anopheles marshallii, 1371 nucleotides long. RefSeq names its product retinol dehydrogenase 12-like. The transcript has 4 exons. The record is from RefSeq and is a predicted model, not a curated record. NCBI's taxonomy places the organism in Eukaryota, Metazoa, Arthropoda, Insecta, Diptera, Culicidae. The coding region runs from base 1 to 1371 and encodes 456 amino acids.